AUGAGAAUUCCCAAUGAUCUCUUGAUAAGCCGAUUCGAAAUCCUUUUCGAUAGUACCCCGCCCCCUUCAGACGCAUCAAUGCGGGACCUCCUGAAGAGUCGCGUGAAGCACGUUGGAGCGGAUUACAGAUCCUUUUUGCAUCACUGGAUCCAUCUUCAACUGCUCGAGUAUUCCUCGGCAAAUCGAGUCGACAAAGUUAUUGCUCAAAUUAGUGAAGCGGGCGAUGCGGAAGAGAAGGAGAAGUGA
Molecule: messenger RNA, 246 nt
Organism: Hydatigera taeniaeformis
Lineage: Eukaryota; Metazoa; Platyhelminthes; Cestoda; Cyclophyllidea; Taeniidae
Source: the annotation of a GenBank genome assembly